CAGCUCCCUCCCUCGCCCUUUGCCCUUCUGACGGAAAUCCCUGCGUCCGUACGAGUACUCACGGACCGUGCUUGGUUGCCUGCAGGCGGCGGCAGAAACAAUGCAUCUACAUUCCAAUUCGGGCUGCGCUCCAAUGCCUGGUCCCUCCAGACUGCCCAGUGCCCACCAACCCCUGCAUUCCCUUGGGAGAGCAGAGCAAUAUCUCCCAUCGCGACCUGACUAACCUGGUUACAUGACGGAUGCCACCGACUUGCAUACUGGCCGCUGAGAAAGCUACACCGCAGGGAUUUUGCGGCGACUGGUCUGUCCUUGACCUGAUAGAGCCAAGCUCCUAAGCCUAUCUAUCCUUCAGCACAUGCUCGACCAUGAUCGAUUCACUGGAUCAUUUGCCCGCCCGGUCUGGCCGAGCUUUGAUGAGUCGGUGAUGUGAUGUCCCACCAUCCAUGAUCCGGUUGUCCCUUUGCCUUAAAAAACCAGGCGGGCCAGCCCACUUUCUAUUUCUCGCGUUCUCAGUCUCCGGCCGUGUUUUUCUCUCUUUUUCUCCCUCUGUUGCUGUCUUGCACAGUCUAAACAUCAGUUCUGCUCAUCGCAAUGGCUACGAUUCGCAUUGCUGACGACGUUCAUCCCAAAAAUGAGGUCCAGGGAAAAGAAGGGCGGCCCGCCGAUUCGACCUCGAUCUACACCCACGAUGAUGGGAUCUACAACAUGCGCUCGAGGCGAUCUUCCCAUGACCUGAGUCUCUACCGCUCAAGGUCGCUGCAACAAGAUGAAGACCCCGGGCUGCAAAAAGAAGGCGACUUCAAGGAGAAGCAGGUCUUCAGUGGCAAGAUGCUCCUCUGGCUCGCCUAUCAGUCGAUUGGAGUCAUUUACGGAGACAUCGGUACCAGUCCUCUCUACGUCUACUCGUCGACCUUCACCUCUGCGCCGUCAAACGAGGACCUCAUUGGCGUCUUGUCUCUAAUCCUCUGGUCACUUAUCAUGAUGGUCACCGUCAAAUACAUUAUCAUCAUUCUGCAUGCGGAUAACGAGGGCGAGGGGGGGACGUUCAGCACGUACUCCCUCCUCAGUCGCUAUAUGAACAUUACGAAUCGCGACCCAAGAGAAGCCUCUCUGAUUAGGAUAAAGAGGCAUGCCUCGGGCGACCUCGAAAGCGCUGGGCGUGUCAUGCGCAAGGGCUUCGAAACAAGUCGCUUAGCACGCGGCAUCCUGAAGACCAUGGGCGUUUUGGCUGUUUCUAUGGUCCUCUCCGAUGGCGUACUCACGCCCGCCCAGUCCGUUCUCGGCGCUGUUCAAGGGGCUCGGGUGGUCAAUCCUAGCAUCUCGAAAGGUGCCAUUAUCGGAAUUACUGACGCUAUUCUUGUCCUCCUCUUCCUCAUUCAACCUUUUGGCAUCACCAAGAUUACAUUCGCCUUUUCUCCUAUCGUUAUUAUCUGGCUUGGUUUCAAUGCCGUCUUCGGAAUUUACAACCUAGUUAAUUAUGACGCCUCUGUCUUUCGGGCUUUCAACCCUGGAUAUGCCUUCGAAUUUCUGAUCCAUCACGGCGAACAUGGAUGGAGAAUGCUGGGUGGUGUUUUGCUGGCCUUCACGGGGGUCGAGGCGCUGUUUGCGGACUUGGGAGCAUUUAGCCGCAGAGCGAUCCAGCUCAGCUGGCUAUGCUAUACGUUCCCAUGUCUCCUUUUGGCGUAUAUCGGCCAAGCCGCCUAUAUAAGCGUCCAUCCGGAAGCAUACUCGAAUCCAUUCUUCGAGGCUGCACCUCCAGGCACCAUCUAUCCCUCCCUCAUUAUCGCCAUUCUGGCGGCAAUUGUAGCUUCACAAGCUAUUAUCACAGCCACGUUCCAGCUUCUCCACCAAGUCAUGAAAUUGUCAUAUUUUCCGCAACUUACGGUGAAACAUACCUCAAAGAUCUUCCAUGGCCAGCUUUACAUCCCCCUCGCCAAUUGGCUUCUCAUGAUUGGCACAAUCCUUGUGGCCUCAAUUUACAACAACACGACCUCGUUAGGAAAUGCUUAUGGCGUUUGCGUCAUGUUCGUCACAUUCUUCGACACGUGCAUGGUCUCGUUGACAGCCAUUUUUGUGUGGCGUUUCAGUCCAUAUCUCGUUUUUCUCCCUUGGCUUACGAUCGCUUGCAUGGACGGCACCUUUCUUUCUUCAGCCCUUACGAAAGUGCCGGAUGGAGCCUGGUUUACUCUUACGCUAGCAUUUGUUUUGGGCAUGGUGUUUAUGCUCUGGCGCUUCGGAAAGGAGCAGCAGUGGUUUGCUGAGGCUGGCGAUCGGUUCCCGACCUCUCAUUUCAUAAAGAAAGGGCCUGAUGGUCUACAUCUAACCGAAAGAUUCCAUGGUACGGCCCUGAGCACCAUCAACGGAUUUGGCAUCUUCUUCGACAAGGGUGGUGAGACGACUCCAAUCGUCUUCAGCCAAUUUGCUAUCAAACUCACCGCGAUGCCUGAGGUGUCGGUAUUUUUCCACCUCCGCCCGUUGGAGACGCCUUCCGUGCCACCAUCUGAGCGGCACACUGUCUCGAGACUGGCUAUCCCGCACUGCUACCGUUUGGUGGUGAGAUAUGGCUAUAACGACGAAGUUAUCACGCCCGACCUUGCCUUUGUCAUCUAUGAGCAGAUCCGAGCAUACAUACUUUCCGAACACAAAUCAAAACCGCAAAGCAACGACAAUUCUGUGCUCGUGGGUGACGAAUGCGCUAUUGAAGAUGUCACCACAACAGGCAGCGAGAACAGCACGGGCACGGGCGCCGAAACCGACGACAAAUUCCAAUUCCCACAAAAGGCCCACCUAGGCCACCAGAACCCCGACCUGGAAAAGCGGACGGAAGCCCUUGCGCGUCUGGACCGCGCAUUCGGGUACAAGGUAAUGUACAUUAUGGGCAAGGAGCAGUUGACCAUCAAACACGGCACGAAUUACGCCAGAAGGACAAUCUUGGCGCUGUUUCUGUGGAUGAAGGACAACACAAGGACCAAGAUGUCCAAUCUCGCCGUGCCGACGGAGAAGCUUAUUGAAGUGGGCUUUUUGAAGGAGAUGUAGAGGCGAGUAUUCGGCGAAAUGAAAAGAAGAGGAAGGAGAAAAGGAGUUUUUGGAGCGCUCACUCCGGAAACGGGGACGAUCUGGCCCCCGACCCAAUCUUCGCAUUCAUAUCAACGAGGACAAAUCCAAGAGGAAAGGCGAAGAGGAUACUAAGGGGAAUGGGAACAAAUAAAAGUUUGAGAUACAUGGAUUUGUUGGAUUGGGAUGCGACGAGAGACGACAACCGUUUAGGCUUCACGAAUCUCCUUCGUUUUACUUGGGUCAUUGUUGAUCUUCUGGUCUUUCCGACCCACGAGAUGGACAUAGACCCAGCCAGAGCCGGCAGAUGGGAACGGGUCGGACAGCACUCACGACUGACGAACGAGAGACACUUUUGGGCGCCGCAGGACAGCUGCGGCGAUGAAAAAAAUCCCAGCCAAAUGAAUCCAGCGCCUCCAGAUAUUGCGCAGUCAGGAGACGAGCGGGCAGGAACUCGGCGAUUUGCUAAUGUAUGUAUGUAUGUACGUCUUCAUGACACGCCGGCAUCUCGAACAAUGGGGCAUAUCGAUGCACGGUUCCA
Molecule: messenger RNA, 3595 nt
Organism: Cladophialophora immunda
Lineage: Eukaryota; Fungi; Ascomycota; Eurotiomycetes; Chaetothyriales; Herpotrichiellaceae
Product: potassium uptake protein
Exons: 3
Coding region: 592-3036 (814 amino acids)
Biological process (GO): potassium ion transmembrane transport
Cellular component (GO): membrane
Molecular function (GO): potassium ion transmembrane transporter activity
Source: RefSeq, a predicted model, not a curated record